AGAAAUGGCGGAGAGGCGGGACGCAGCCCUCGGUGCUUCCGAGCGGAGGCGCCGCGCCCGCCCUCCGCGGCCCGACAGCCGCGGUCAGCGCGGGCAGCAGCAGCAGCAGCACUCCCGCGAUGCGGAGCGAGAUGUGAAUCAAAACACGAGGCCAUCCAGCAGUGGACCACUGUCAUCCCUCCGAGCGGCUCUGAAGAGAAGCACGUCAAAUAGAGCUCCCUCGCCUGCAGAAAGGCGCCCACACCCGCCUCACAGGAACUCGGACACACCUGACUUAUCAGACUUUCAAACAUACUACUCGAGAGAAGACUACGAAGGAUUUUACGCACCUUUUGAACUGCCCCCGUCGUACGAGGAGGCCGUGUUUGGCGUCCUCCCCACGCCAGACCUACAGCAGGGAGCGCAGGCCCUGCAAUACGAGACGAUCUCAGAGAGCCGGCCCAGGCAGAGGCAGGCUCUCCAGCCCAACCAGGCCUCCAGGCAGAUCCAGGCUGACUUGCCGGAGCAGCAUUCUCCCAGGCGAGAGCAGGCUCGCAGGCCUGAACGAGCCCCCAGACCCUCCGAGGCUCACGUUGAGGAGCAGCAGACCUCUGGACGAACACAUGAUAGUGCCGUUCCUAGGUCCGGCUUGGUUUCCAUAUCAACGCAGACUGCUGCAGAAGAUAUCGGCGAACAGGAACUAGAACUACGACGAUCCUCAACCGCUACCGCCUCGGCACCCCCGCGUCCACCUCCUCCCCGCCUGACCUUUGACCCGGUCGUCGUGACGCCACUGCUGCCGCCCCCACCCGCCGCCACCUCACCUCGGAGACCUGAUCACUGCCUCCUGGACCUGCCGUUAGAGGCGGAGGACCGCCUCGGCGUUCUCCCUGCCACCACCGUCGCCUCCCAGGCACCAGUCGCCUCCUCGCUCGAGUUGCUAAGCGCCCGUCCGGUUGGCGACCGUGGCAGCGUGUGGCUCAUCAACUUUUCGGAGGACUCGGAGGCCACUCCACCCCUCGUGCCAACCACCUCGACAGUGUUGGCAUCACCUGCUCCUCCUCCUGUAGUGACCUCUGUUCCUAGACCGCGACCACGACCACGACCGUCGGUGGCCGCCAGGACCUUGCCGGAGUCGCCCUCCAACAUCCCGACAUCCCUAUCCCUCUUUCCCGUGUCAUUUGAUUUAGAACCUGUUGGGACCCAGACGUCAACACUCAGGUCUUCAGAAUCAAAGUCCACCUUACAUCCCUCAACAUCAAUAUCGAUACCAGUAUCCUUGACUUUAAUCUCAGAGUCUUCAACAUCACCCCCAGUAUCAAGGGCGACUUUAGGAUUCACAGCAUCAACACUAAGUUCCUCAACAUCAAACUCGGAGUCAUCGGCAUCAACACUCGAUUCUCCAACAUCAAGACUUGGCUCCUUGGCAUCAUCUUCAAGAUCAAGGUCGACCUUGGAAUCUUCAGCGUCUCCUUUAAGUUACUCAACUUCAACCUCGGAGUCAUCAACUUCACCCGAACCACCAACCCUCGUGACCAGCGUCUCCCACCUGCAGUUGUCUCCACCGUUAACAUCGUCUUUGUCUCCUCGAAGCACACAAUCCCCGGCUCGUGCCUGCCCAGUCCCCUCACCUCGUCACAGGGAGGUCUCACGACCUCCUCCUCCUCGCUCCCCCCCAUCAUCGGCAUCAUCACCGACGUCGUCGCCAGUAUCGCCAUCUCAAACAAUGAGCUCGGACGGUGUCCGCAGUGUGGCGGAUAGGGCUGCUUUUUUUGCACAGCAAGCAUCAUCAUCACCAUCACCAAAGCCCGUGCCACGACCCCGAUCUCAAACCAGGUUCGGCAAUGGUGAAUCUCGUGUCGGCGAUGCCGCGCCGCUCAAACCAAAACCCAAUGUCCGUCCCAAGAGCUGUGUGCUGGUGCUACCCCCGGUGGAUGGCACCAGCAUCAAUGGAGGCGGUGCCAAGGGAUGCCGUGAGGACGACGCGCGGCGUCCGUCCGCUCCGUCGUCAUCGGUUGCGGACGCCGUCUCCUCCUUCUCCGCAAUGGCAUCGACGAACUCGUGCGGUCGCCCGCUGAUGCCUCAAGGGCCAAAGCCCAUGGCCCUGCUGCCGUCGAAGCCUUUGCCGCCUCCGAAGCCCGGGGCGAAGCAGGCUGGCUCAGCGGUGCCGGCGAUGCAAGGCGGCAGUAUUCAGGACUUGUACGCUGUCGUGAAUAAGCGGCCAGCCGGAACGGCGGCGGCAGCUGCGGCGAUAACGCAAGGUGGCGGUGCUGCGGACUUGUACGCGGUCGUGAAUAAGCGGCCAGUGGGAGCGGCUGCGGCCGCUUCAAUGGAGCGGCCUCAGGUGGAUCCCGCAUCAUGGUCAGAUGAGGAGCGAGAUGAUAGUGCCAGUGGAGGAACGAAACACGACUAUGCGUCUUUGCGCAAGACACUGGAAGGAUAUUCCACGAGUGAGACUCUGCCUUUGAGGAAACCGACCAUAAUUCGGCCAACGGCAUCAGAUGUCGCAAAGGUUCCCAGGAAACCAUCUCAGUUCCAGGCGUCAACGAGGUACGGGUCUUCGCGCUCACUGGAUGAGCUUGGAGAUAACAAUCGAGCAAGUGAAAGCCGGGCAAAUUUUACAGACGACCUUUCCCAGUGCCUCAAAAGGCCGAGCACCCAGAAGGUCCCUCCUAAGAAGCCGCCUCCUCCACGGCCUAACUACUUGCCUGGAAACACGAGGGGCCCGGCCCGAACCGACGCAGCACCAAGGGGGCGCAGCCGCGAACGGAGGGGCAACGAUGUGAAUAACGAGGGCUCCGAGGAUCAACAGGGGGACCUGCCCCCAAGACCGGGUCCGGGGCACCCCCUGUACAAUACCUACAUGCUUCCAAUGCCCCAUGUGCUCACACGCGUGGAAAACCAAGCAAAGGCACCAAAUGAGCUGUCUUUUAAGCCGCACGAGGUGCUGCCCCUGGUGUCGGAGCAGGACGGCGUGUGGCUGCAGUGCCGCCGUGGUGACCGUGUGGGCCGCGUGCGCCGCUCUCUCGUGAACAUUGUCACGCCGCUCGACGGCGCCGUCGACGGCGGUGACGACGGGAGAGGCUCGGCGCAUGGCAAUUCCCCGCGUGCGGAGGUGCUCUUCGACUUCACAGCCGAGGGCACCGGAGAGUUGUCCCUGGCGGUGGGAGACACCGUGCGCCUGCUUGGCCGUGAACCAGGCGGGGAGUGGCUCCGUGGGGAACUGCGCGGGAAGACCGGAAUUUUCCCCGCAUGCUACGUCAGAGUGCUGGUGGAUGUAGAAGACAAUGACGAAAUUUCCAGUGGGCCACGCUGCUUGGUGCGCUUCGCGUUUGAGCCGGGCCAAGAGGACGAGCUGGCACUGGAGGAAGGCGCUGUGGUGGCGCUGUGCGCGCGUGACCCUGGCGGGGAGUGGGCACGCGGGCGGCUCCGUGACGGCCGCGAGGGCCUCUUCCCGCUCGACUUCGUGGAGAUCCUAGAGGACCUCCCGCUCGGCGCAGGUGAGGAGAAGCCUCAGGUUCAGGCACUUUACGACUUCGUUGGCGAAGAUGUCAAGGAGCUCAGCUUCAAGACUGGUGAUGUGCUGACCAUCCUCGGAGCUGAGGACUUGGAGUGGCUCAAAGGGGAACUAAAUGGCAAAGUCGGGAUUUUCCCAAGAAACUACGUCACCGAAAUCUGACCAAGGGACACGCAGCCCUCGAAGGAACAGCUGAUGGCAUCAGGAACAACUGAAUCCGCAAAGUAUAGCUGAUUUCACAAGGAUUGUAUCCAGAUCAGGCUAUUGAUUCAACUGGACACGCAUGCUCCAUCUCACGAGAAUUGGUUUCCGCAAUCUAAUCAAGAUGAUGCAAAUAGAAAGUGUUGCUACGAACAACCAAACUCACAUCCUGACCGGAAGAACUUGAUCUCAGCUGGAACAGCUGAUCCCAUUUGGAGUGGGGUCAGCUUAUCCUAUGAAGAGGCGUCAAACUUAGGGGAGCGGCUUGAUACCAGAGAGGCAGUUCAAGUAGUUGUCCGGACAAAUGACGGGCCAACUUUUCUAAAAUUGUGUGGUCUGCACGCUUAUUCGUUACAUUCAUAGUAUUGCAUUUUAAACCAUAUUCACAUUUAAAUGAAACAAAAAUCGCAGUAAUUCUUAAAGCGAGUAAAACUUUAAGUGCAAUUAUUAAUUAACGUGGGUUGCUAAGUAAUUUUUACUCGCGCACGUAUUUCUUAACACGACUAAACAUGUUUUAUGGCAUGGGUACGAGGUAUUCUUCCAGCAGUAGAGAGAGCACGACCAGUCCGAGUGCAUUCUUGCCGAGCUAUUUCAAAUGAAAUUCGUUAUUGCCUUUCUGUUUCACUUUUAAAACUCAACACUAAUUUGCAAUUCCACAAAAGUAGAGAAGUAUCAUAACUUGCCAAUAGAUUUAGCACGUAAUUUGUAAUAACAAUUUCUUUACUCAGGAGAGCCUCGCUGAUUCACAUUACUCUUUUUCAGGAGGGUCCUGCCAGGUUUUCAUAGUAGGGGGGCAAUAAUUACUAUCAAUAGUCUCAAUUGAGUAAUUUGCUAUUACUUUAUCAAUAUUGGCAAGAUUGAAUCAUGUCCUGCACACAAUUCCCCACUCUUGCAGAGGACGUCACGGGAUAUUUGACGUCCGUUUUGAAACAAAUGGUUAAUGUUUUCAUAAAACACCCACAGUAAUAACCAGGGCGGCAACUGGAUUCGAACCGUGAAUCGGCAAUAAACAGCCAACACGCAACCGCCAGCACAUGUCACCGCUCGGGGGCACGUCACCAAACAGAAUGACACAAUGUCAGAUUAUCCAGUGAACAUUCCCAUGUUAAGCUCUGCCUGUGUUGAGCUGCUGAUUCUUGAAUCGGCGCAGAGUGUGACGGUGCUGCCGACUUUCUGAAGCCGGCAAUGAAAUGACAACUGCCUGGAGACUGAGCUUCAUCCAAGCCCCGAAAAUCGCCCUCACCCCCUCUCUCAUUCGGGAGUCUCGUUCUCAAUCUCACAAACCUUUGACGUCUCUCAACACAGCACAAACCACCACUUCCCCUCCACUCUUCCCCACUCGGCACAUCUGCUCGCACCCCCGGACACUUCCCCCUUACUCCUCCACUUGCGGUGCACUCCUUUCCUUGUGUCGCACCACUUUCCUUGUGUUGCCACACUUGCUCCGUUCACUUGCACGUCGCUGUCACUCCUCCACUUUGCGUUGUCCCCUACCUCUCUUCGCCCCGGAGCCUCGUGUUACGUCUCUCAAGAGCACAGAGUGUGAUCGCACAGCACGCAUACAAAGCACGACGGUACGCACAAGCUUUCACAAUUGCAGUAUCUGCCCUUUUUUGUUAUGGUGGUGUUUGGGUUUAAAUGGCGAUAAUUUGUACAUUUUUUUAAAAAGCAGUCUUGGUGAACGUUACGGGAGUGUGGGGAAUGCUUUUGACAAGUGUCGAGUCUUUUUCAUUUGAAACCCCCCCCCCCCCCCCCACGGGCAUUGUGUUACCCAAAGCAAACAUGAACAAUAUCAAUGGGGACAGUUGUGCUAUAAAUUACAAGACAAAACUAAUGCUAACAUUGAAAUAAACGUCACUAUAGUCUUGGUA
Molecule: messenger RNA, 5568 nt
Organism: Lethenteron reissneri (Far Eastern brook lamprey)
Lineage: Eukaryota; Metazoa; Chordata; Hyperoartia; Petromyzontiformes; Petromyzontidae
Product: SH3 domain-containing protein 19-like
Molecular function (GO): protein binding
Source: RefSeq, a predicted model, not a curated record